AUGGCCGACAGUGAAGGGGAUUUGGUUAUAAACAAAAGAUUUGUGACAGAAUCUGAAUUGGAGGAAAGAAGAAAGAAAAGACAAGAAGAAUGGGAGAAGGUGCGGAAACCUGAAGAUCCAGAAGAAUGUCCAGAGGAAGUGUAUGACCCUCGCUCUUUAUAUGAAAAGCUACAGGAACAGAAGGAGAAGAAACAGCAAGAAUACGAAGAACAGUUUAAAUUCAAAAAUAUGGUGCGAGGCUUAGAUGAAGAAGAAACAAAGUUUCUGGAUGAAGUUUCAAGAAAACAGGAAAUGUUGGAAAAGGAGAGAAGAGAAGAAGAAAUGAAGGAAUUAAAUGAAUUUCGAAUAUCCUUUGACUUUUUGCAGCUGAUCUUUCAAAAGAAGAAGGAGCCUGAGAAGAAGACAGUGGCAAAACCUCCUGACAACAAGAAGCUCUCUCAGUCGAAGCUGCUGGCAGGAGCAGUGCGGCAUAGAAGGUUGGAGCUAACGAAUACAUAUACAGUCAGGUCCAUAAAUAUUGGGACAUCGACACAAUUCUAA
Molecule: messenger RNA, 540 nt
Organism: Staurois parvus
Lineage: Eukaryota; Metazoa; Chordata; Amphibia; Anura; Ranidae
Source: the annotation of a GenBank genome assembly